Molecule: messenger RNA, 1945 nt
Organism: Cynoglossus semilaevis (tongue sole)
Lineage: Eukaryota; Metazoa; Chordata; Actinopteri; Pleuronectiformes; Cynoglossidae
Gene: macroh2a2
Product: macroH2A.2 histone
Exons: 9
Coding region: 416-1537 (373 amino acids)
Biological process (GO): nucleosome assembly
Cellular component (GO): nucleosome
Molecular function (GO): protein heterodimerization activity; DNA binding; structural constituent of chromatin
Source: RefSeq, a predicted model, not a curated record
GAUGUAGCAAAUGCUAACUUGCGUGUGCUAAUUUAACGGAGCAGAACCUGAUAGAGCUAACACAUACCUUUAUCGGCGGCCAUUUUGUUUAAUGGCUGCAGAUAAAAUAUAAAAUAUAACCAACAAUGUUCUCUGUGCUUAUCAUCGUCGCAACGACAGCCUUGCUGUUUACAUUCAUUAAGAUUAUACAUCAGAGAAUUUAUGCGAUACCGUGUACGGCUAGGCUAACAGUGACGUGAGUUUAGGUUGGCGAUGCUGACGCGCACUCCUCUACACUGCACGCGCUCAUACAUAUCUACUGUAUAUAUCUAUGCAUACAGAUAUGUAUGGAUGUAUCCUUCCGCCAAGGGGGUCAGGCUGGGGCAGGAAGAAUGCGCCACAUUAAUUAGUCCGAUCGUACAUAUGACAUAGCAGAAUGUCAGCCAGAGGGGGGAAGAAGAAGGCCACCAAACUGUCCCGCUCCUCCAGGGCUGGUGUCAUCUUUCCUGUGGGCAGGAUGAUGAGAUACCUGCGCACCGGCACGCACAAGUACCGCAUCGGCAUGGGAGCUCCGGUCUACAUGGCCGCUGUCAUCGAGUACCUGGCAGCUGAGAUCUUGGAGUUAGCAGGAAACGCAGCGCGGGACAACAAGAAAGGUCGAAUAACUCCCAGACACAUCAAGUUGGCUGUGGCCAAUGACGAGGAACUGAACCAGCUUCUUCGGGGGGUAACCAUAUCAAAUGGUGGGGUUUUGCCUCGCAUCCACCCAGAGCUGCUGUCGAAGAAACGAGGGGCACGAGUGAAAGUGGACAGUCAGGCGUCCGUCCCAGAGAAACAGGAAGAGGUGCCCAAACGCAAGAAGCCUGUAAAGACCUUCAAAAAGGUCAAAGGCAAACGAGGACGGAAGCCAAAGAACACGGACGACAAAGAUUCUGCACCGAACUCCACGGCAGACGACGGUCCUGGAGACGGAUUCACCAUCCUGUCUGCAAAGACGCUGUUCCUGGGACAAAAGCUUUCACUAACAGAGAGCGAAGCCAGCAAGAUCGGAACAAUAAAAGUGGAGGCGAUUAUAAACCCGACAAACGCAGAGAUGGACCUGAAAGACGGACUGGGUCUGUGUUCAGGUAACGCACUAGAAAAAGCCGGAGGUCGGGAAUUCCAGGAUGGAGUGAAGGAGAUACGAAAAACACAGGGACCCCUAGAGGUGGCGUCAGUGGCAAUGAGUCCAGCCAAUGGGAUGGCAGCUCGCUUCAUCAUCCACUGUAACGUCCCUCAGUGGGGGUCGGAGAAGUGUGAGGACCAGCUGGAGAAGACGGUGAAGAACUGUCUGUCUGCAGCCGAGGAGAAGAAGCUCAAGUCUGUGGCUUUCCCUUCACUUCCUGCAGGACGAAAUGGUUUUCCAAAGCAGACGGCGGCUCAGCUCAUCCUCAAGGCCAUUUCCAACCACUUUGUGUCGUCCACCAGCUCAUCCCUGAAAAACAUUUACUUUGUCCUGUUUGACAGUGAGAGCAUCGGGAUUUACCUGCAGGAAAUGGCCAAACUGGACGGCAAGUGAUGAAGAGGAGGACUGGAGGACUGGAGGACUGGGGCAGGAGGAGGAGGAGGAGGUGUGUUGUUGUCAUUUUUUUAAAUGUUGUUUGUUGCUGAUGGUGUAGAAAAGCCACGUGGCUGUAGGUGGAGUUUGGUAUUUUAAGAGAAAAAGAAGAAAGUUCUGUGAGUGUUGUUUUUGUUCCACCUGAUAAUUGAUUUUUAGAUCAAAUAAUUUAAUUCACUCUGUUUUUACAUUCCAUGUACAAAUGAACAACAGUCGUUUUUGUUGGUUUUUUUUUGUGUCCUUGUUUGGCUUCUGUAGUUUCUGAUAAAAGUAGUUUACUAAAAAAAGGAAAGAAAAUAUAAGAAACAAAACACACUGUGGUUUUCAUUUUGCUUUGAAAUAAAAAAAAGAGAUGUUUUCAUCAGACAA